Molecule: messenger RNA, 612 nt
Organism: Microthlaspi erraticum
Lineage: Eukaryota; Viridiplantae; Streptophyta; Magnoliopsida; Brassicales; Brassicaceae
Source: the annotation of a GenBank genome assembly
AUGGAUACGGAUGCUGAAUUCGAUAGGCUGAUUUUGUUCGAACAAAUUCGCAAAGCCGCCGAAGCGACAUACAUCAAAAACCCUUUAGAUGCCGAUAACUUGACGAGAUGGGGAGGAGCUUUGCUGGAGGUAGCUCAGUUUCAUAACCCCUCAGAUUCAAAGCAGCUUAUUCAAGAUGCCAUCACAAAGCUGGAAGAGGCGUUGUUGAUAGACCCAAAGAAACAUGAUGCGCAAUGGUGCAUGGGGAAUGCAUACACUGCAACAGCGUUUUUGAUUCCGGAUGAGACUGAAGCAAAAUACAACUUUGACUUAGCUACUCAGUUCUUUCAGCAAGCUGUGGAUGAGCAACCGGAUAAUGAACUCUACCAGAAAUCACUUGAAAUGACGUCCAAGGCUCCGCUAUUGCACACACAGGUUCAUCAACAUGGGUUUGGCUCACAGCCAUUGGGUGACGAUGGACCAUCAGCAGCGCCAAGCUCAAUGGGAGGGAAGGGUAAGAAGAAAAGUAGUGAUCUGAAGUAUGAUGUAAUGGGAUGGGUGAUUCUAGCCAUUGGCCUUGUUGCUUGGGUAGGUUUCGCCAAAGCUAAUGCGCCUGUUACUACUCCUCGAUAA